Molecule: messenger RNA, 1520 nt
Organism: Prunus mume (Japanese apricot)
Lineage: Eukaryota; Viridiplantae; Streptophyta; Magnoliopsida; Rosales; Rosaceae
Source: RefSeq, a predicted model, not a curated record
UGUCUUUGUAUUUUAGAUAGCUGCUGUUAUCCUGCUUUUGUGUACCUGUUUUUGCAAGUGCUUGAUAGUUUCUCGCAUUACAGCAUGGCCAUCAAGCGAAACAAAAUUGUAGAAAAAGUCGCAGAAACAAUCCUCGAACUCAUAUGUUGCCUGAAAGCCCUACAUCCACCAAAGAAAGUUUCGUCAUGCAACAAGGGUGUGGUGCUAGCAUUUCAGCAGACACAGAAUUUCCUACUCGAAAUGUGUAUCAUCCAGAUGAUCAAAAUAAGCAUUCGGCCGAAAAAAAUUCUCCCACCAGCCAUAAAAAUAUUCCUCACACCCAUAACAAAAAACAAAAAAGUGUUGAAAAUAUGUCAUCCAGCAAUAUGGAUGCAAUUCAAACAACUGCAAAUCAGAUCGAAUUUGGCCAUUUUGAUGGAGUCAGUAAGGGCCAGGCCUUCUUUCAGAGAAACAGGCAGGGAAUCAUUCAAGGAUAUGCGGAUUUCGGAGACAAGAAUUAUAAGUGCAUUUACUGUGGUGCACUUUUUUGGUUAAAAGAAUCCAUUAAGCAAAAGUUGAAAAACAAUAAGCCUCUUUUUACUCUUUGUUGCCAACAGGGAAAGAUCAAACUUCAAAUGCCAAAACCAACGCCCUUUUUUUUAGAAAAUUUGCUUGAUCCAAAUAAAGGCCACAAAAGUGUAUUGUUCAGAGAGAAUAUCAGGGUCUAUAAUUCUAUGUUUGCAUUUACUUCAAUGGGAGCCAAAGUUGAUCAAUCAAUUAACAAUGGAUCAAGCCCUUACAUUUUUAAAAUUAGUGGUCAAGUUCAUCAUUUAAUGGGCUCUUUGCUGCCUCCUGAGGGUCAAUCUCCAAAAUUUGCCCAGCUUUAUAUAUAUGAUACUCAUAAUGAGGUAAUGAAUCGCCUUGAUGCAGUUAAUUGUAACCAAAAGAAUGAAAAGCUUGAUCAGAGCAUUGUGCAAGGUUUGAUUCAAAUGUUUGAUGAAUCAAAUGAAUUGGUUAAAAAUUUUCGAACAGUCAGAGAUAAAUUUGAAGAAGGUUCUCUCGCUCCUUUAAAAAUUACAUUGUUAGGCAGGCAACCAAAUGAUAAUAGACAAUAUGAACAGCCAACAUGUGAUGAAAUUGGCGGUUUGAUAGUGGGAGAUAUAGGCCUUUAUGAUUCGAAUAGAGAUAUUGUUAUAGAGUUUAAAGAUGGAGGGUUAAAACGUGUCACAAAAUUAAAUCCAAAAUUCAUGUCUUUGCAAUAUCCUAUUCUUUUUCCUUAUGGUGAAGAUGGAUACACAACUAAUUUGAAAUGGAACAAUGGUUGUAGAGGUCAUGAAUCUAAAAGAGGAAGAAUUCCCAUGAGAGCCUUUAUAGCUUAUCAAAUACAAGAAAGGAUGCUUCAACUGGACACGUUAUUAAAAGGCGGAAGAUUGUUCCAACAAUUUUUAGUGGACGCUUAUGCUGCACUUGAAGAGGAUCGAUUGGAUUACAUUAGAAAAAAUCAAAAAAAUUUAAGGAGUGAGACAAUUUGGACAUCCUGA